CUUAACUUCAGUGAUCGGACGAGAACUGGUGCUUUCAACGUGGUAUGGCCGUUGACAUUAUAUAGGAAUUUUUCUGGCGGGUUGUUCUCGAAAAUCAAGGGGAAAUACCAGCAAAAAGGAGUCUACAGCACUCGGUGUUCCCAGGCGGUCACCCAUCCAAGUACUAACCGAGCCCGACGUUGCUUAACUUCAGUGAUCGGACGAGAAUUGGUGCUUUCAACGUGGUAUGGCCGUAGA
Molecule: messenger RNA, 237 nt
Organism: Lottia gigantea (owl limpet)
Lineage: Eukaryota; Metazoa; Mollusca; Gastropoda; Lottiidae
Exons: 1
Source: RefSeq, a predicted model, not a curated record